CUACCUCAUUAACCAAACUCCAGAGAUCAGUGUGACAGUACCUUGAUACUAAACAAACCCAGAAAUCUCCCCUCAACGAGUAUUUUGCCAGCAAAAGAACAAUCUCGAGAAGUUUAAUGGCUUAAAAAAAAUAGCAUUCAUAUUCAUGAUCUAGCCAUCGAACGUUUCAGCAGAGAAUAAACAAGCCAAAGCGACUGAAGGCAGGGAAAGAAUAAUAAGAUAAAGCAUUGGAUCCAUUUUAUGAAGAAUGUGCUGGCUGCAUAUGAGAAUGGGGUGCUGCAGAGCCAGGGGAAACGUUCUAGCAGACUUUGACACGGAGUAAAGAAUAAGAAAUCUGCAGCUCUUGUUCCUGGUUGAUAUGAAAGCAAAAGCAAUUCUGAGAAACAGCACAGAGAAUUCGUGCUCGCCUGCUGUUGAUCUCUUUCUGGUUCCACUAUGGAAGAGAAAUCCCCCAAAGAGCUCCUCUUCAGGGACCAGGAUUUCUCCUCUGAGUUGCUAAAGCAGCUGAACAUUUUGCGGCAAAACAGAAUCCUUACCGACGUCGUUCUGUGCACAAGUGACACUGAAAUUCCUUGCCAUAGGAAUGUUCUUGCUUCAAGCAGCCCCUAUUUCAAGGCAAUGUUUUGCAAUAACUUCAAAGAGAGUGGUCAAGAAAAAGUCAACCUCAAAGGCAUUGACUCAGGCGUUCUCCACUGUAUUAUCAUGUAUGUCUACACAGGAGAGAUUCUUGUGACAGCGGAGAAUGUUUUGUAUCUCAUGGAGACAGCUUCCAUGCUCCAGUACACAAAACUAUUUGAGGCCUGUUCGGCCUACCUCCAGGACCAACUGACACCAGACAACUGCCUCAGCCUCAUCAGGCUCUCAGAAAUCUUGUACUGUGAGACUCUCAACAAGAAAGCCAAAGCAAUGGCCCUGCAAUGUUUCCCUGAAGUAGCCACAUCAGAGGACCUAAAAGAACUUUGUGCCUUGGAAUUGAUAGACUAUCUUGGAGAUGAUGAGCUCUGUGGAGAGGAAGAACAGGUUUUUGAGGCUCUCAUGGUUUGGGUGAGGCAUGACCUACAGGAACGUCAAGGUUAUAUCCAAGAUUUGUUCAAGAAAGUAAGGCUUCAGUACGUUCAUCCAACGUUUUUCUUCCACUUCAUUGCCAAUGACUCUCUCAUUCAGUCAUCCCCUGCUUGUAGACGCAUCUUGGAGCUGGCCAAUAGGCAGAUGUUUUCUUUGUACAGCAUCAGUGCUCCUGAUGCUAAACCUAUGUGGCAUGUUCCUCGGAGAUACUCAUACCGAGAAUUCCUUCUCUUGAUUGGUGGCCGCAAAGACAACCAACAGACAACGAGGGACGUCUUGCUGUAUGAUGAGAAGACAAGGCACUGGCUGAGUCUGGCCAAACACCCAACACGUCUCUACAAGGCCUCCGCAGUGAGCUUGUACAGCAACAUUUAUCUCCUUGGAGGCAUUCCCAUAGGGAAUGGGAACAAUCACGUCAGCAGCAAUGUUUACAUUUUCUCUCUCAAACUUAACCAGUGGAGGCUGAUAGAACCCAUGCUAGUUGCACGAUAUUCCCAUAGGAGCACUGCCUAUAAAAACUAUAUCUUUGCCAUUGGGGGUAUUGGAGAUAACCAGGAAAUCUUAAAUUCCAUGGAAAGAUACGACAGCAUCUACAAUGUUUGGGAGCAAAUGACAAAUAUGCCUGUUGCUGUUCUUUACCCUGCUGUGUCCGCCAAAGACCAAAGGAUCUAUCUCUUUGGAGGGGAAGACAUGAUGCAAAACCCGGUCCGACUCAUACAGGUAUAUCAUGUGACUAGGAAUAUGUGGUUCCGAAUGGAAACCAGAAUGGUCAAGAAUGUUUGUGCGCCAGCAGUUGUGAUUGGAGACCGGAUUUUCAUCGUUGGAGGGUAUACCAGGAGAGUCAUUGCGUAUGACACGAAAGCGAAUAAAUUUGUGAAGUGUGCAGACAUGAAGGACAGGCGGAUGCAUCACGGGGCCGCAGCAAUCAAUGAAAAGCUCUAUGUGGCUGGAGGUCGCUGCCUCACUGCAGAUAAUGCCAUCGAAGACUCUGAUUCCCUCGAAUGCUACGACCCCCAGGCAGACACUUGGACUUCAAGCGGGCAGCUGCCACACAAACUGUUUGACCACGGAUGUCUUGCACUCCAGUGUGUGCCUUAUGCCAACAUCUUGUGAGAGGAAAAAUGAGGGAAAAGGCUUUUCCAAAGCAGAAAGCCCAGACUGUGAACUACACGGAGAAAUACUGGCCAACUCUAAAGAUGUUUGCAUGUCAUCUGGUUCCCUGUUCUUUGACUACUCAUGUCCCACCCCUACCAUGAGGUAACAUGAGAUGCUUCUCUCAGGAGGUAGAUUUGAAGGCUGCAUAAAGGACAGCAAAUGGUCUAUAAUUUAUUACUAUUAUUAUUCAUCACUGUGAGGGGUAUCUCUGAAAAGUGGUGGCUCUGUACAAAGUCACAAAUAGACUUCUGGGGAACUUAGCAACCCCUUCUGGGCAACACUUUUUCUUGAGUGGUCUUCAUAUAUAGGACAUUAAAUCUAAAUGUUCUUGCUUUCCUGGAAGUAUUCCCCCACCAACACUUAAAGCUUAUGUCCUUUUUAUAUGAUGUUUUAUAAAAGCAGUAAUGGAUCUGAAACCAAGAGUCCCACCUCACAGCCUGGAUCUUGUGCAACCAUGUUUGAAGUAGAAGGAGAGACUGGCAGACUCUGUCAUGGAAAGAAGGAGUACGAGAAGGAAGCCACACAUGGGGCUGGCUUGGGUUAUCAUAUGUUCCGCUGAACAAAGAAAAAGAAAGACAGAAGGCAGGAAGAUGUGAAAUACUAGUCAACACUGCAUUUUGGGAGACGACAGGAUGAUAGGGUGACUAGUGCCUGCUAUUACAGAGGACAGUCCACUAUUUGAAAGCCUGCCAGAGGAUAGAAAGGGAACUUCUGUUUAAGAGACGACUAGCCCAGGUUUGGUAUAAAAAUGCAGCACCAUGAAAAGGAAGAGCUGGGCUUGGAAGUUGUCCAUCACUACCACCCUGACAAGAGAUUAAGCAAACAUGCAGGUCAUAGACUUCUACACUCGAGUGAGAUGUAGUGUAUUUCUAUUUAAAUUAUAAUAAAUAUUUUAAAUGUGUAUCUUUGCAUAUAAAUUAGCAUGUGCACAUUUUAUGAGAUCAGCAUCAUCUUUUGCUCUCUUUUUUGGUUAUGCGUUUUCUCUUUUGGGGUGAUAUUCAUUCCCUUGCCCCACACUUAAGACACCUUCCCAUGCAGGAUUAGACAGAAAAAGGCAUGCGGGAAGUUGUAGGCCUUUUUUCAAUCUAAGCUUAAGCAGGACUGUGUCUUUAAUCGCUUAACCUCCCAUGAAUCCUCUAUGUUUUUAAAGAUUUUCAUUUUGACCUUCCUCAGGACUCUUCAGCGUAUUAUUAUGCCUCUGUUUUUUAACUUCAUGCGCAAGGAUGGUUCGAAAGGCCGUGUUUUCCUUGUGCUAUAAUGUUUAUUACUUUAAUGCAUUUCUCAUUUCCUUUUGAU
Varanus komodoensis (Komodo dragon) is the source of this 3516-nucleotide messenger RNA. RefSeq names its product kelch like family member 38 (gene KLHL38). The record is from RefSeq and is a predicted model, not a curated record. The coding region runs from base 436 to 2178 and encodes 580 amino acids. Gene Ontology annotation, molecular function: protein binding. The transcript is spliced from 5 exons. Lineage: Eukaryota; Metazoa; Chordata; Lepidosauria; Squamata; Varanidae.